Molecule: messenger RNA, 3141 nt
Organism: Penicillium brevicompactum
Lineage: Eukaryota; Fungi; Ascomycota; Eurotiomycetes; Eurotiales; Aspergillaceae
Product: putative nitrate reductase
Exons: 5
Coding region: 1-3141 (1046 amino acids)
Molecular function (GO): molybdenum ion binding; oxidoreductase activity
Source: RefSeq, a predicted model, not a curated record
AUGGCAGAAAAACCGCACUACACGCGUCACAACUGGAGUCAUGGUGGCUCCUCGAAAGACGACAUCCAAGAUGAACCAGAUUGGGUCAAGACCCAUAACCAUCGAAUCGGAUUUCGCGACAGCAAUGAUCGGCAUCCGGGCUUCACACACAUUGGAGAUGACUGGAAUACGGAGCAGGGCCAGGGCUUCUUAGCCCAGGCGAAGAACGAAGCGGAUGAGCUUCAUAAGGAGCUGGAGGACAACGAUCUGACUAAUGUCCGCGAGUUCAUGACCAAGGAAGAAGACUAUCACUUGAGGUUCCCUCAGAAUCACCCCCGGGGCUGGCGCUACAUGCUUCGCACCACGGAAGACUUCAUCAAGUACAAGCAGGACUGGCCUAUCAACGUGAAGAGACGUCAGCAGGAGGGAGAAGAUAAGAAGAGAAAACAGAAGCCAGAGGAAGAUGACGACCAGAAGCCAAAGAACGAACAUGAGUGGCGCCGGGGUCGCGGAGAGAAUGAGACACAUAACGAGGCACAUGCCAUCGGUCGGAAAAAUCCUGAUAAAGACGGCCAAGGAGGAAAGAAUGAUGCGAAAGGCGAUCAACAGGGCAAGUACUCGCCACAGGAGCUAUCUUUGUUGCGCCUGCUACAAAUCGAGAACAAGUACAUGAAGACACUGAAAGAAAACGAUGGCAAGGUCAUGUCGCCAGUCGAUCUAGCGGAAGAGCAGAACAUGUCCAUUGACGAGGCCGAUCAAUUUACUCCCGACAAUUGGAUCGCCCGAUCUUCCCACCUCAUCCGUCUAACGGGCAAGCAUCCGCUCAAUAGCGAGCCUGAACUGACAGCCCUCUACGGGGCAGGCCUCAUCACUCCAAAUUUACUGCAUUACGUUCGCAACCAUGGCCCUGUGCCCCAUUUGCUGUGGGAAACCCACACGGUUGAUGUCGAAAACGGCAAACUGGUCUUAUCGAUGGAUGACGUUAAACACGGGUUUGAGACUAUCAACAUUGCAGUGGCUUUGGCCUGCGACGGCAACCGGCGGAAAGAACUGAACAUGAUCCGGCGGUCGAAAGGAUUCAAUUGGGGCGCUGGAGCCAUUAGCUGCGCUUACUGGAAAGGGCCUCUCCUACGGGACGUGCUUCAUGCCGCUGGCGUUGAAGGCUUCGAUAAUGGUCGUCGUUGGGUCCAUUUCGAAGGCGCAGAUGAGCUCAGCGAAGGCAAGUAUGCGACUUCAAUUCCAUUGGCAUAUGCCAUGGACACCGAGAACGACGUGAUCUUGGCUUAUGAAAUGAACAACGUUCCAUUGCCACCAGAUCACGGUUAUCCAGUGCGGUUGAUGAUCCCCGGUUACGUUGGUGGUCGUUGUGUCAAAUGGCUCCACAGAGUCUGGGUAUCCCAGAAGGAAAAUGAUAGCCAUUAUCAUAUUUGGGACAAUCGGGUUCUGCCUAGCUUCAUACGGGAGAUGGACUCGGAGUUCUCUCACACUAUGUUCAAUCACCCGAGUACGGCUUGCAACGAGCAGAAUCUCAAUUCGAUCAUUGUGAAGCCUGAGCAUGGCGAGAGGAUUCGCUUGUCAGAUGUGGAUAAAAAUGAGACUUACCGGGUUGCUGGCAUAGCAUACGACGGUGGCGGUCAUGAAGUCCAGAGGGUGGAAGUCAGUUUGGAUGGAGGGGGAACCUGGUUGUACUGUAUCCGCAAGUUCCCUGAAUACCCGAUACGUCAUGGAAAGAAGUUUUGGACUUGGCUUCAUUGGUAUGUGGACGUCGGACUGUCGCAUCUUGUUCGAGCAGAGAGCAUCGUCGUCCGUAGCUUCAAUGUCUUUAAGAAUACACAGCCGAAAACACCUUCAUGGAAUAUUAUGGGUAUGAUGAACAAUUCCUGGUAUACUGUUCGCCCAGAGAUCCAGGAUGAUAAUGAAAGUGGCGCCUCUGCGCUUUACUUCCGACAUCCCUGCGAGCCUGGCACGGGAACGGGAGGUUGGAUGAGCCCGUCGUCGGAGAACCGCAUCGAGAACAUCAAGCAUGAAGCGGCAUCACCACAAAAGCAGUUCACUCGUGAGGAGAUCGAAAAGCACAACAAUGGAAGUGAUUGCUGGAUUGUCAUCAAUGGCAAAGUUUACGAUGCGACGAGCGUGCUUGAAUGGCAUCCUGGCGGCAAGGCACCAAUCAUGGCACAUGCGGGUAGGGCCCAUGCCGACACCACAGCGGAAUUUGAGAGCAUCCAUGACGACUACGCGGAGCAAAAAUUGAGCGAAUGCGUUCUCGGAGUCGUCACCGAUAAAACGAUGGGGUAUAUCAAGAAGCAGGCUGAAGAUGCGGCCAUAGAGAGGGCCAACUCCUCAAAGAGGAGCUCGGAAACGGUUUUCAACCGUCAUCGGUGGAAUGUUGUCUGCUUCAAAGAAAAGAAGCAGCUUUCGGAGGACACUCGUCGAUACACAUUCUCGCUACCACCGGCUACCAAGAAGCUCGGCCUCGGCACCUGCCAGCAUCUUCAACUGGGCUUUCAUUUCAGCGAUCGUCUUGUGGUCCGGCCAUACACUCCCACACGACCUGUCUUCGAAAGAGAGGAAGACGGCACAUUCGACCUCAUCGUGAAGACAUAUGCGCCGGAUCAAUCCCAGCCAGGCGGAACAAUGAGCAAUAUCCUCGACUGCCUGCGUCAUCGCGAGGAAAUCGAGGUUAAAGGACCUAUUGGCGAGAUUAAAUAUAUCGGCCAAGGCAGGUUCAUGAUCGAUGAGAAAGAAUACCACUUCCUCAAUGUCAGUCUUGUCCUGGGUGGGUCCGGUAUCACCCCCGGAUACCAGCUUAUCUCUCGAAUAUUGCGUGCCAAAGAUCAAGGCGAGGGGGAGGACAAGACCAAUAUCAAUGUUAUCGACGCGAACAAGACUGAAGGUGACAUAUUGUUGAAGGACGAAUUGGAUAAAUUUGCAAAGGACAACCCUGAUCAAUUCAAUAUUACGCAUGUUCUUUCACACCCGGAUGAUAGUUGGAGUGGAGAAAAAGGCCAUGUGUCGAGGGAGAUUCUACAAAAGUAUGCUUUUGGACCUGAGAAAGGGAAUGUGGCGCUGCUUUGUGGUCCUCCAACUAUGAUUCAGAAGGCAGUGCUUCCGGCGCUUCUGGGAAUUGGGUACAAGGAGGAUGAUAAUUUGUUUGGGUUUUAA